GAGAACUGCAGGGGCAAGCGGGGAGUCCGGCGGCCUGCCGUUGAGCUUGGUCAACAUGAGGAAGUUUUGGGCAAUCGGUCUAUGUUGUAUCUUAUUGGCUUUCGCAUCUGUACAAGCCGAAGAUGAAGUCGAAGUGGAUGCAACUGUAGAAGAUGAUAUUGGAAAAAGUAGGGAUGGAUCUCGAACAGAUGAUGAAGUUGUUAGCAGGGAAGAGGAAGCAAUCCAGAUAGAUGGACUCAAUGCUGCUCAAAUUAAGGAACUCCGGGAGAAGUCUGAGAAAUUUGCAUUUCAGGCCGAAGUCAACAGGAUGAUGAAACUAAUCAUCAACUCUCUUUACAAAAACAAAGAGAUCUUCCUUAGAGAACUGAUUUCCAACGCAUCUGAUGCUCUUGAUAAGAUCCGGUUGAUAUCUUUGACAGAUGAAAAUGCCCUUGCAGCUAAUGAAGAGCUAACAAUAAAAAUUAAGUGUGAUAAAGAGAAGAAUAUGCUGCAUAUAACUGAUACUGGUAUUGGUAUGACAAAGGAGGAUUUAGUAAAGAAUUUGGGAACUAUUGCCAAGUCUGGAACUAGUGAAUUCCUGAGCAAGCUCACUGAUGCACAAGAAGAUGGCCAGUCUACCUCUGAGCUAAUUGGACAGUUUGGAGUUGGUUUCUAUUCUGCCUUCCUUGUUGCUGACAGAGUAAUUGUGACUUCAAAGCACAAUAAUGAUACACAGCAUAUUUGGGAAUCUGAUUCAAAUGAGUUCUUUGUCAAUGAUGACCCUCGUGGUGACACCUUGGGCCGAGGAACAACUAUUACCCUGGUGCUAAAAGAGGAGGCAACUGAUUAUCUUGAGCUUGAGACCAUUAAAAACCUAGUGAGGAAGUAUUCUCAGUUCAUCAACUUCCCCAUUUAUGUGUGGAGCAGCAAGACUGAGACAGUGGAGGAACCUCUUGAUGAAGAGGAAGCUAAGGAGAAAGAUGAAGAAACUGAUGAAGAAGCUGCAGUUGAAGAAGAAGAUGAGGAAAAGAAGCCUAAAACCAAAAAGGUUGAGAAGACCGUUUGGGAUUGGGAGCUGAUGAAUGAUAUCAAGCCUAUUUGGCAGAGACCAUCUAAAGAAAUUGAAGAAGAUGAAUACAAAGCCUUUUACAAAUCCUUUUCUAAGGAAGCAGAUGAUCCUAUGGCUUACAUUCAUUUCACUGCUGAAGGAGAAGUCACCUUUAAGUCAAUCCUAUUCAUACCUACCACUGCUCCAAGAGGUCUUUUUGAUGAAUAUGGCUCCAAAAAAAGUGACUUUAUCAAGCUGUUUGUCCGAAGAGUAUUUAUUACUGAUGACUUCCAUGAUAUGAUGCCAAAAUACCUAAACUUUGUCAAAGGCGUGGUUGAUUCAGAUGAUCUGCCUUUGAAUGUUUCAAGAGAAACCUUGCAACAGCACAAACUACUGAAGGUUAUUAGAAAGAAACUAGUCAGAAAGACACUGGACAUGAUUAAGAAAAUUGCUGAAGAUAAAUAUACUGAUAAAUUCUGGAAGGAAUUUGGUACUAAUAUUAAACUUGGUGUAAUUGAAGACCAUUCAAACAGGACCCGUUUGGCAAAACUUCUUCGCUUCCAGUCUUCCAAUAACAAAUCUGAGACCACAAGUCUGGAGCAAUAUGUGGAAAGAAUGAAGGAAAAACAGGAUAAGAUCUAUUUCAUAGCAGGAGCUAGCAGAAAAGAGGUCGAGUCCUCUCCAUUUGUUGAGCGCCUCCUUAAGAAAGGCUAUGAAGUUUUGUUCUUAAUUGAACCAGUUGAUGAGUAUUGCAUCCAGGCCCUGCCAGAAUUUGAUGGGAAGAGAUUCCAAAAUGUUGCAAAGGAAGGCCUUAAGUUUGAUGAAAAUGAAAAGUCAAAGGAGGCACGGGAAGCAUUGGAGAAGGAAUAUGAACCACUGCUGACAUGGAUGAAAGAAAAGGCUUUGAAAGACCAGAUUGAAAAAGCAGUAGUAUCCCAGCGUUUGACACAAUCUCCUUGCGCACUAGUAGCCAGUCAGUAUGGCUGGUCUGGCAAUAUGGAAAGGAUAAUGAAAGCUCAAGCAUAUCAGACAGGAAAAGAUAUUUCCACAAAUUAUUAUUCAGGCCAGAAGAAGACAUUUGAAAUAAAUCCAAGACAUCCUUUGAUCAAGGAAAUGUUGCAAAGAGUAAAGGAAAAUGAAGACGAUAAGACUGUAGCUGACCUUGCAGUUGUACUCUUUGAAACUGCCACCUUACGUUCAGGAUAUCAUCUGCCUGAUACUAAAUCAUAUGGAGACAGGAUUGAAAGAAUGCUGCGCCUCAGCUUAAAGAUUGACCUUGAUGCUCAGGUGGAAGAAGAACCAGAAGAGGAAGAACCUGCUGCAGAUGAUGCUGAACAGGAUGAAGAUGUGGAAGAGGUUGAUGCCGAAGAGGCUGAGGAAAAAACACAAACCGAAGAAACAGACACACAGGAAUCCACAGAUGUAAAAGAUGAACUGUAAAUUCCAUUCAGACGUCCACUUGGAUCCAGGGACUUUUUUUGUUUUUGUGGAUGGGAGGGUUUUUUAGUUUGGAUUUUUUUUUUUUUUAACAUUCCUCAUGAAUGUAAAUUUGUACUAUUUAUGAGUAUAUUGAUGUAAAACCUUUCAUGUUACAAUAAAUGUUGAAAACGCCAUACUGGAUUUAGCGUCCAAAGCUGAAAAGGGAAUGUCAAUUUAAACUAGGAAUAUGAGCACUUCAGGUUUAAAAACCUCUUCGUCUAGAAGAGGCAUUAUGUUUUAUAUCUUUUUAUCCUGUGAAACUGUCUGAAAAUGAUAACAAAGGGUGUCACCAAUGGCACUGUCUUGAGACAUGCUGAAAAAUAGUUUAAGAAAACACUACAAAGAGCUGGUCCUGAUGCAUUUGUGAACUGUAAACAUUCUGUAAAUAUAAUUUUGUGGAAAAUGGCACUGUUAAGCAUAAAAUGAUUUAAGUGCAACAAUCUGUAACUUUUUUUGGGUUACUGUUAUGUGUUGCAGGCAGACUCCACAGCAGUUGACAACAAUAAAGUUGAGGUGACUUUGUUUCUAUAAUGAA
This is a messenger RNA of Xenopus tropicalis (tropical clawed frog), 3041 nucleotides long. RefSeq names its product heat shock protein 90kDa beta family member 1 (gene hsp90b1). Gene Ontology annotation, molecular function: ATP-dependent protein folding chaperone; ATP binding; ATP hydrolysis activity. Lineage: Eukaryota; Metazoa; Chordata; Amphibia; Anura; Pipidae. Gene Ontology annotation, biological process: protein folding. Gene Ontology annotation, cellular component: endoplasmic reticulum lumen; sarcoplasmic reticulum lumen; cytoplasm. The transcript is spliced from 18 exons. The record is from RefSeq and is marked provisional. The coding region runs from base 56 to 2467 and encodes 803 amino acids.